This is a messenger RNA of Miscanthus lutarioriparius, 786 nucleotides long. The record is from the annotation of a GenBank genome assembly. Lineage: Eukaryota; Viridiplantae; Streptophyta; Magnoliopsida; Poales; Poaceae.
AUGAGACUUCUCCUUACCCGCCUCUUCACCUCCACUCACAUUGCCAUGGCCUCGUCUUCCUUCUCUUCCUCUCCGUCUCGGCGGUUGGCCCAUCUCACACGCCAUCUCACCUCCUCUUCUUCCGGCGAGCUCUCCUCAGUGGGCUCCCCUGCCGCCGCCGCCGCAGAUGCCGUCCCCGCGAAAAGCCCACGCUCGGCCGCCUCCAAGGUCCACGCCGCGGUGCUGGUCUGCCUCUUCGAGGACCCAAGCAGCGGGCCACGGGUCCUGCUUACCAAGCGCGCUUCCUCCCUCUCCACCCACUCCGGGGAGGUAUCGUUACCCGGAGGGAAGGUGGAGGAUGGGGACGCAGAUCCGAAGGCCACAGCUCUACGGGAGGCGAAGGAGGAGAUUGGACUGGACCCGGCGCUUGUUAAUGUUGUCACAGUUCUUGAGCCUUUCUUAUCAAAGAAUGGCCUCAAUGUUGUUCCUGUAAUUGGCAUGGUCUCAGAUAAAGCCUUAUUCAAGCCUGUCUUAAAUAAAGCUGAAGUGGAGGACAUCUUUGAUGCACCUCUGGAGAUGUUUCUAAAGGACGACCACCGGAGAACAAAACAAAUGAAUUGGAUGGGCAUAGAUAUUCCCGUCCAGUUUUUCGACUACAAGGCAGACGGCAAAAAGUUUGUGAUUUGGGGCUUCACUGCACACAUCGUCACACGUGCAGCGGCAGUCAUUUUUGGGAGGAAACCAUCAUUUGACGAACUUCCCAGACCCAAAUAUGCAAGUGCAAGUGCACCUGAGUGUAAACCCUGA